Molecule: messenger RNA, 1331 nt
Organism: Erinaceus europaeus (western European hedgehog)
Lineage: Eukaryota; Metazoa; Chordata; Mammalia; Eulipotyphla; Erinaceidae
Gene: PENK
Product: proenkephalin
Exons: 3
Coding region: 209-1000 (263 amino acids)
Biological process (GO): sensory perception; neuropeptide signaling pathway; chemical synaptic transmission
Cellular component (GO): neuronal cell body; dendrite; axon terminus
Molecular function (GO): opioid receptor binding
Source: RefSeq, a predicted model, not a curated record
AAAGUGGCUCCCGCCUAGCCUGCCCCGGGUACUUCAGGCGCUCUGAGCCUCACAGCAGCCCAACAGACUCAGAGGCCCGCGCUCUCCCGCCAGCCACGCACCUGCAGAGCACCUGCUGUCUCCGCUCCUCUUCUCCGGCUGCUGGUGCCCCACCUGGGACCGCACCUCCCAGGCUCAGCUGUCCGUGUUGUCCACACAGCUCAGACCGAUGGCGCGGCUCCUAAGAAUCUGCACUUGGCUGCUGGCUCUUGGCCCCGUGCUCCUGACCACCGUGCAGGCGGAAUGCAGCCAGAACUGUGAGACCUGCAGCCACCGCCUGGCGCACCUGACGGACAUCAACACUCUGGACUGUACCCUAGAAUGUGAAGGGAUAUUGCCUUCUCUCAAAGUCUGGGAAAUCUGCAAGGAGUUUCUGCAGCUGUCCAAACUGGAGCUUCCUCAAGAUGUCACCAACACCCCCAGCAAACAAGAUGACAGCCAUUUGAUAACCAAAAAGUAUGGAGGUUUCAUGAAAAGGUAUGGAGGUUUCAUGAAGAAAAUGGAUGAGCUUUAUCCUGUGGAACCAGAAGAAGAAGCAAAUGGAGGAGAAAUCCUGGCCAAGAGAUAUGGUGGCUUCAUGAAGAAAGAUGCAGAGGAGGAGGGUGCUCAAGGCAGUUCUUCAGACCUUCUGAAAGAGCUUCUGGCAACCGGAGACAACCGAGAGAAUGGCCACCACCAGGAGGGCAGUGAUGAUGAAGAAAUGGGCAAGAGAUAUGGGGGUUUCAUGCGAGGCUUAAAGAGAAGUCCCCAAAUGGAAGAUGAAGCCAAAGAGCUGCAAAAGAGAUAUGGAGGUUUCAUGAGAAGAGUGGGACGUCCAGAGUGGUGGAUGGACUACCAGAAGAGGUACGGGGGUUUCCUAAAGCGCUUUGCUGAUACUCUGCCCUCUGACGAAGAAGGUGAAGGUUACUCAAAAGAAGUUCCUGAAAUGGAGAAGAGAUAUGGAGGAUUUAUGAGAUUUUAAUACCAUUACCAUUACCAAUCAAGUGACCCCAGACCCCAAGCAAGCUUUCCUCUAUUCCCCAAUGAGAGACUGUCUUGUUGGCCAUGCUUUAUUGUCAUGUGUUGCUUGCAUUGUAUAGUUGACUUUAUUAUCUGAGUAAUUAACUAUUUAACUUGAAAAUGAUUUCAGGUUCUGUGUUCUUUUGAGAGUCCUAAGUUCAGUACUGGUCUCCUGAUGCUGUCUUGUUUUCAUGCUGAAAUAGUUUUGUGAUCUUGUCCUUUGUUUCCAACAAAACAUCAAUAAAUGCUUACUUACAGAGAGAUAAAAUAAACCCUUUACCCCAACUGCACAA